UCUUGACAGUGGAGGUGGAAAAAAUUUCACAAUUUAAUUUUUCAUAACUUCUAAUUGGUACCUUUUAAAAUUUAAACGUUCUUACUUCUUCGUUUAUUAUUUUACCAAAUACUUUACAAUGAAUUCAAUACUAAGGAGAAACGUUUUACCACUUUGUAACAACUCAUUCAAGUUAACUUUACGUUUACUCGCGGAUGCUCCAAUAAAUAAUAAAAUAGAUAAAAUAGUAAAAAAUAACAAAGUAGUUGUAUUUAUGAAAGGUGUUCCCGAUGCUCCAAGAUGUGGGUUCAGCAAUGCGGUAGUUCAAAUUAUGAGAAUGCAUGCUGUACCCUAUGACAGUCACGAUGUUUUGGCCGACGAGAAUCUCCGACAAGGUAUCAAAGAAUACUCAAACUGGCCAACAAUCCCGCAAGUUUUCAUAAAUGGUGAAUUUGUUGGAGGAUGCGACAUUAUGCUUCAGAUGCAUCAAUCUGGAGAACUAGUAGAGGAGUUGAAGAAAGUCGGAAUAAAAAGUGCUUUAUUAACAGCAGACGAGGCCAAAAAAGAGAGUAGCAAGUAACAAGCUGUCAUUUUAAAACUUUUGUUUCAUGUAGGUACACUGUACAAUUUAACUAGUAAAUAUAGAAAAAAUUAUAUAGGCCUUGAAUCAGACAAGACAUGUGUAAUAAACUUAAACUCUCUUUGCUUUAGUGCUUUAAUAACUAAUGUUUUGAGAAACAGAGCUGCAAUUUAGGAAUAUUUGUUAAAUUAAUUGACCUAAACUUCAAAAGCUGUCUCAAACAGCAAGCUCAUAUAUUUUUUCCUAAAUCAGUUAUGACUUUUCUAUCAAUAGAUUCAAUGAAACUUUACAAGAUAGCAGUUUUAGGAAAUUUCAAUUCUCAUUUCAAUGGUGUAGGUUAAUGUGGCACUAAAGACUUUAUUAGGCUUUCAAACAGGCUGAAGACCGAAUCAGUAGUAUAUCCUUUUGGUGAAUUCAAUUCACAUAUGAUUAGAGUAUGUUCACUGUGGAAAUUUAAGAUUUUGUUGUUCCAUUGUAUUAGUCAAUGUUUUACUUGAUUGCGGCAAUGAAACGCCAAUUACUCUUUGACUUUUAGAGGUUGAGAUAUGAUAAUUCUUAUGAACACACCCUUAGCUUAAUCUGUUUUGUGUUGUGAUUGUUAAUAUAUUUUUCUAGUGUGAAGUUGUUGCACAAUAUAUGUAUUACUCUAUAAUAAUAUAUUAUUGAAGAGAAUGGGUAAUGCAAUCUAAUUAUUUUGUAAUGAUUGACAGAAAAGUAAAGCCGUAACUUAAUUGCUAAACUAUUACUAACAGUAUUUAACACGAGAAAGAAAUACCUAAGGAUCCUAAUAAAGAAAUAUUAGUUUACUCAAGGUUUCUCUUUACGGAUAAGAACCAGAAAACUAGGAAUGAUAUGAUGAUUGAUGUUAAACUAAAGAAUCCGAAAGAAAAGGGUUGAUUUUACAUUAUAAAACAAUUAUUUUUUUGUGUCGUUAUCCACAGCAAUCUGACAUAAUAAACAAAAUUUAUAUUUUAUUAUUUCCAAUAACAUUCAAAUCUUACAAGUUAGAAAUAUGUGAAUUACAACCUUGUUGAAUUUGAUGGCAUAUUCGUAUCAGGAUAAUGUAGUUAAUUUCAACAAAAUUGCACUACCUAUUCAGAUCACUGAUAGUAAUACUACUACUAUAUAUUAGUAUUGAAUUGAAUACCAGCUCCAAUAGUAAUUGUUGUCAAUACUUUUUAAGUAUAUUCAAUGUUGUCAUUAAAUAAAAAACUAUAAAUGUUUAUGUAGGUGUAUGUAUUGUAAAUUAUUAUGCACCAAUUUGUUUAAUGGGUGCCAUACUGUAUACUCUUUGAUGAUAAAUAAAAGAAAUUUUUGUUUAA
This is a messenger RNA of Pararge aegeria (speckled wood butterfly), 1881 nucleotides long. RefSeq lists its product as uncharacterized. The transcript has 2 exons. Lineage: Eukaryota; Metazoa; Arthropoda; Insecta; Lepidoptera; Nymphalidae. The record is from RefSeq and is a predicted model, not a curated record. The coding region runs from base 119 to 559 and encodes 146 amino acids.